This is a messenger RNA of Ostreobium quekettii, 1227 nucleotides long. NCBI's taxonomy places the organism in Eukaryota, Viridiplantae, Chlorophyta, Ulvophyceae, Bryopsidales, Ostreobiaceae. The record is from the annotation of a GenBank genome assembly.
AUGGAGGACCCAGAGAGGGUGGACGCUCAAGGAAAUGUCCAUCUUGGUGAAGCAGCCAUUGAGAUGCUGCCGCACACAGCAACAGCAGCGGAAGAGAUCCUCAACCUGCAGACGCAGAAGGAUGUGGAAAUGUGGGAACGUCUUGAUGAUGUGAUAAUGGGUGGCAAAUCGAGCAGCAGCAUAAAGCUUGCAGGCGAUGGCUCUGGUGCUGUGUGGUCAGGCGAUCUGGUUGUGGAGGGUGGUGGCUUCUGUGGCUGCCGCAUCUCGCUCCCCAAGAGUUUGGACUUGAGCAUGUUUGACGGGGUCGAGUUCACGGCGAAAGGAAAUGGAUCCAUCUUCAAGCUGAACUUGGCAACGGCCCAGAGUGAAGGUGGGAAGACAUAUCAGGCAUCGUUUGAGACUGUGGAAGGAGCUUGGACAGAAGUUAAGCUGCCCUGGCAUGAGUUCGUACCUGUGGACCAGGCAAUGUACGAACCAGGUCGGCCUCCUGCCGAUCCUUCAAAUGUUGUUGGUUUCACGCUGGUGUACAGCCGCUUUACUCACAACCGGAUGCCCAACCCUAAGUACUCACCAGGCCCCUUCGAGUUUGAGAUCAAAGGAGGGAUAUCUGUCUUCCGGGACCCAAGGCCCCAGAUUGUCCUGGUCUCAAGCGGUGCCCUGGAAAGGAGUGCGCUGAUAGGCGAUGAUGCUGCGGCAAGGGAGAAGGAGAUUCCCAUCGUGCAGAUGAACCCCAAAGGGUUGCUGGAUUGGAAAUACGCUGGGGAGAACGCCAUCAGAGCCACUGGGUUGCCUUACACAGUUGUGAGGCCUUGUGGACUGAAGGACGAUGGGGAGAUGGUGCCGAAUUUGAUAGAGGGCGAUCAAGGAGAUCAGUUUCGUGGCACCCUCACAUUUGGUGACGUUGCAGACGUCGUUGUGAGAGUGCUUGAUUCACCUGCUGCUGCGUACAAGACCUUCGAAAUCCGGCGGUCAAACGAUCCGCUCCUGGAAGGCAGGACGAUGAGUGAUGCAGACUACCGGAGGAUGUUCUUGAAGCUUGCCUUGGAUCGCCACAGGCCAAGAGUAGGUUUGCCUCCCUUUCCACCUCCGUACAUGUCUUCGCCACCAGCUCCUACUGACAGUGAAUUGGAGCAAACUGCAAAGGGGCAAGACAACGUUGCUGACACAGAAGGUCAAGGAGAGGACUCGGUAACAAAGGUUUCUGAGACUGCAAAUGCCACUUCCUGA